Molecule: messenger RNA, 307 nt
Organism: Camellia sinensis
Lineage: Eukaryota; Viridiplantae; Streptophyta; Magnoliopsida; Ericales; Theaceae
Source: RefSeq, a predicted model, not a curated record
GAGUUUGUACCUCAGAAAACAUCAGCUUACAUAAGCCAAUAUGACCUGCACAAACCUGAGAUGACUGUGAGGGAAACGAUAGAUUUUUCUGCACGCUGUCAAGGUGUUGGAAGUAGAGCAGAAAUUAUGAAGGAAGUUAGCAAAAGGGAGAAAGAAGCAGGAAUUGUCCCUGACAUAGACAUUGACACCUUCAUGAAGGCGACUUCAAUUGAGGGGCAAAAAAGAACUCUUCAGACAGAUUAUAUUCUGAAGGUAAAUUAUUUUCAAUCAGAGCAGGGUCAAUGUCGGUUGUAAAGCAAAUUAUUUU